UUUCGUUCAAUACUUCAAUAUUAAUUUAAUCUCUCUGUCUUUUUGUGGUUACGAUAAAGUCUCAAUAAAAGAAAUGGCAUCAAUGACGAAGGGGUUGUUGCAGAGUCCUGAAUUGCAUGAGGUACUCAUUGUUCUUCUGCAUAUUUCCCAUCUAUUUCAUUUCUUUUCUUAACUUAUUAGUUAUAUAUAUAUAUAUAUAUAUAUCAUCCAUUUUUCUGCUAAGUAUCUUCUGGAGACUUCUGUGUAUCCACGUGAAUCAGAGCUUCUCAAAGAGCUGAGGGCUAUAACUGCAAAUCAUCCACGGUGCAAUAUGGCAACUGCACCAGAAGCUGGCCAAUUGAUAGCCCUGCUUUUGAAUGUGGGAAAUGCUAAAAGGACUAUUGAAAUUGGAGUGUUCACUGGAUACUCUUUGCUCCUUACUGCGCUUACAAUUCCUGAUGAUGGAAAGAUUACAGCUAUAGACUUGAAUCGGGAUGCAUACGAGAUGGGUUUGCCAAUUAUCAAAAAGGCUGGAAUUGAGCACAAAAUCAAUUUCAUACAAUCGCCGGCUUUAUCAGCUCUUGGUGAACUCUUGGAAGAUCAAAGCAACAGAGGAAGUUUCGACUUUGCUUUUGUCGAUGCAGACAAAUGUAGUUAUCAAAAAUACCAUGAGAGACUGUUGCAGCUAGUGAAGGUUGGUGGCAUAAUAGUGUAUGAUAACACACUUUGGUUUGGAACAGUUGCUAUGCCAGAGGAGUCUGUUCCAGAAGCUCGAACACCAGACAGACAUCACAUUAUCGAACUUAACAAGUUUUUAGCAGCUGAUUCUCGCAUUCAAAUUUCUCAAGUCCCUUUGGGUGAUGGAAUCACUAUUUGCAGGAUACUGUGAAGUUAAUGGCGAUUGAUGAGAAGAUAAUCUAUUAGGAAGAUUUUCCUUCUUUGUUUUUUCUUGAAACUAUUUGUAGUUAAAAAAGGUCUGCCUUCGAUAAGAUUUGAUGAAAAUACUUUCUUUGCUAGCUGUUGUUGCACUUUUUUUUCCCACACAGUAUUCGGUAUUUACACAUUUGUUGGGCACAUGCCCAUGUUGUCCAGCCAA
Nicotiana attenuata is the source of this 1075-nucleotide messenger RNA. Its product is annotated as probable caffeoyl-CoA O-methyltransferase At4g26220. NCBI's taxonomy places the organism in Eukaryota, Viridiplantae, Streptophyta, Magnoliopsida, Solanales, Solanaceae. The transcript is spliced from 4 exons. The record is from RefSeq and is a predicted model, not a curated record. Gene Ontology annotation, molecular function: O-methyltransferase activity; S-adenosylmethionine-dependent methyltransferase activity. Bases 311 to 868 code for a protein of 185 amino acids.